This is a messenger RNA of Emiliania huxleyi CCMP1516, 1737 nucleotides long. RefSeq lists its product as hypothetical. The transcript is spliced from 6 exons. The record is from RefSeq and is a predicted model, not a curated record. The coding region runs from base 1 to 1737 and encodes 578 amino acids. Lineage: Eukaryota; Haptophyta; Isochrysidales; Noelaerhabdaceae.
AUGAUUCACCUAUGGCUUGCCACGUCCGCCUUCUACUCCGCUGCCCCUCUCCCGGCCUGCCGGUCGCCUCGCAUCCGCGUAGUCCGGCUCGACCACGGCGACAUCGAGGUGCUCUCGUGGCGCGAGUUGCAGCGCGCUUGCGUCGCCGAGGGCCUGCCUGCGCGAGGCAAGGCGGUGGAGCUGAGAGAGCGGCUGCGGCAGGUGGAGGCGCUCCGCCGGGACAGCCGCACGAUGCGCGACCGCGAGGAGCGGCGCGAGCGCGACCGCUUCGACGCCGCGGCCGGCGCCAUCGAGGUGCUGCAGCAGGAGGCGAGGGCCGAGCAGGCGCAGCUCGCCGCGGAGCUGCGGCAGCUGGAGGAGGCUCCGGAGGAGGAGCCGCCGCCGCGGGCCGAGCUGCGCUCCGACGCCGCCGCGCGACGCUUUGAGGACCUCAAAGCGCGCGGCGAGGCUGAGGUGCGCAGGCGAGAGCAGCGGAGGAGGCUGUUGUCCGAAGGCGGUGCGCGGGUGUCUCAGGGCGCGGAACGGCGGCGGAGGCUCUCCGCGGGCACGGCGGCGAGGCCGGAGGAGGCGGGCGGGGUAGAGGAGGAGGCGGUCGGAGGGCGGGAUCGCCUGCUGCCCGCCGAAGCGACGGAGGAGGAGGUGUCGGCGGCGCAGACUCUUUCUCCGGCGGUCGGCUCGGCGGGCGGCCUCGCCGACGGUACGACUGGCGGCGUCUAUGCGAGCUGGCCGCGGCAGCGACACGUGCACGACCCGUCCCGCGAUGUGCCCGCAGGCGCACCAGGCGUGGUUAGCUGCUUGGUCAACGCCUCCAACUCGCUGCCGCGGUACUGUGAACAAUACGAGUCCGUCUGGGCGGCAGCCGCCGCAAACUCUGCCGCACAGCCAAGCCCGCGGAUGCUAAACACUCGCAUCGCGAGCGCACCCAGCGCGCGCGAGGUGCUGCGGCUGCACGCGGAGUUUGGGUCGACCUUCAACGAGGAGGGCGUCGUGGCGUACUGCCACUCUCAUGAUCACUCUUCUUCUAACCACUUUGAAUGCGAGUCGUGGGAGGAGCUGUGGCGCGGGAUCACGCUCGCCAUCCCGCCGCUGCUAAGCAGCUUCACGGCCCAGGCGCCCGCGCGAGCACCGCGUGGGCGCGACUUGGUUGCCAAUGUCGCGUGGGCCUUUGCGGCGGCAGACCACCGCACCGCGCCGGCCCUCUUCGACGAGGGCUUCGGCCGGCACGUCGAGAGCUUGGGCGGCGGCUUCAACGACGGCUCGCUCGUCCAGCUGCACCAGUGGGCGUUGUGGCUGGAGCGUGAGUGCGGCCGGGCUGAGGGGCUUCCGAGCGAGCAGCUGCGCGCGCGGUUCCACGCCGCCUUUGCCAGCCGAGGCGGCCGCCCGUCGCGGCUACACAAGGAGGUGCUGAGCGCGCUCGCCUCGCUCCGGCUCGAGCCGGCGGAGCACCUGCAGACCGACGAGGGGUACACGCUCGACCUCGUCGUCGAGUGGCGGGGCGAGAAGGCUGCCGUCGUGGUUGCCGUCAUGGUCGACGCGCCGUGGCACUUUCACAACCGGCAGCCGACCGGCCAUACGCUGCUUCGGCGGCGGCAGCUGCGCCACUUCGGCUGGCGCGUGCUGCCGCUGCCCCAUUGGGAGUGGAGCACGCUCUACCACUCGGCCGUCGCCGACGACGCGCCGCCGCAGAGAAGGAUGCAAACCUACCUGCUGUACGCGCUCGAGCAGCGCGUCAUCUGA